Messenger RNA from Erinaceus europaeus (western European hedgehog), 4502 nucleotides. It is a transcript of the gene ROBO3, whose product is annotated as roundabout guidance receptor 3. Gene Ontology annotation, molecular function: protein binding. The coding region runs from base 117 to 4256 and encodes 1379 amino acids. The record is from RefSeq and is a predicted model, not a curated record. Gene Ontology annotation, biological process: axon guidance; cell-cell adhesion. The transcript has 28 exons. Gene Ontology annotation, cellular component: axon; plasma membrane. NCBI's taxonomy places the organism in Eukaryota, Metazoa, Chordata, Mammalia, Eulipotyphla, Erinaceidae.
CAGUCCCGGGGUCGCGGGGUCGCGGGGGCGGCGCGGUGGCCGGGGCGGGGCGCGCGCGCGGCGGGGCUUUGGGGCUGGGCUCCCGGGGCUGGUCCCGCGCCCGGCCGGGCGGCGCCAUGCUGCGCUACCUGCUCCAGACGCUGCUGCACGCGAACCUGCUCGCCGAGUCCCUGGCGGCCGACGGCGCCACCUCCAGCGACCUGCUCCUCGCCGGCAACUCCUCGGCCGCGCCGCUUCUGCCCAGCUCGCCGGCCCCCGGAGCAACUCUCAACGGGUCCAGGGUGGGGCCGGAGGACGCGAUGCCGCGCAUCGUGGAACAGCCGCCAGACCUGGUGGUGUCGCGGGGCGAGCCGGCCACGCUACCCUGCCGCGCCGAGGGCCGGCCGCGGCCGCACAUCGAAUGGUACAAGAACGGGGCGCGCGUGGCCACGGCGAGCGAGGACCCGCGCGCACACCGCCUGCUGCUGCCCAGCGGCGCGCUCUUCUUCCCGCGCAUCGUGCACGGGCGCCGUGCGCGGCCAGACGAGGGCGUGUACACCUGCGUGGCGCGCAACUACCUGGGGGCCGCAGCCAGCAGGAACGCCUCGCUGGAAGUGGCAGUCCUCCGGGAUGACUUCCGCCAGUCCCCGGGAAAUGUGGUGGUGGCCGUAGGGGAACCAGCAGUGAUGGAAUGUGUGCCUCCCCGUGGCCACCCAGAGCCCUCAGUUUCCUGGAAGAGGGCAGGCAUGAGAAUCCGGGAAGAAGAGGGCAGGAUCACGAUCCGUGGAGGGAAGCUGAUGAUGUCAUACACACUCAAGACUGACACAGGGAUGUACGUGUGCGUGGCCUCCAAUGUGGCAGGAGAGCGGGAGAGCAACCCGGCCCGCCUGCUGGUGCUGGAGCGCCCCUCAUUCCUGCUAAGACCCCUGAACCAGGUGACCUUGGUGGACAGCUCCGUGGACUUCCAGUGUUUGGUUCAAGGGGACCCUGUGCCUCGUGUGCACUGGCGCAAGGAGGAUGGGGAGCUGCCUGCCAGCAGGUAUGAGAUGCGGAGCAACCACACCCUGUGGAUGACCCACGUACGCCCUGAAGAUGAGGGCACAUACACCUGCGUGGCUGAGAACAGCGUGGGGCACGCUGAGGCCUCGGGCACCCUCACAGUUCAUGUCCCACCCCAGCUGGUGACUGAGCCAGAGGACCAGAUGGCAGCCCCUGGUGAGAGUGUGGUUUUCCAGUGUGAGACCAAAGGAAACCCCCCACCUGCUGUCUUCUGGCAGAAGGAGGGAAGCCAGGUCCUUCUUUUCCCCAGCCAGUCACCCCAGCCCCCUGGGCGUGUCUCUGUGUCCCCUGGAGGCCAGCUCCGCAUCAGUGACGUGCAGAGGGCAGAUGGGGGCUACUACACAUGCCAGGCAGUCAGCGUGGCAGGCAGCAUCCUGGCCAAGGCCCGGCUGGUGGUGAAAGGAGCCUCCUUGGAGGGGCUGCCUCCUGUAAUCCUCCAGGGGCCAGCCAACCAGUCGCUGCCACUGGGAUCUCCUGUGUGGCUGCCGUGCCGGGUAGCCGGGCAGCCCCCACCCACUAUCCGCUGGAAGAAGGAUGAGCGAUGGCUGCAGGAGAAUGACCUCCAGCUCCAGCUCCUGGCCAAUGGCACCCUGCACAUAAUCAGCCUACAGGAGGCGCACAUGGGGCUGUACACCUGUGUGGCUCAGAGCGCCUCAGGGGAGGCCACCUGGAGGGGCUGGCUGCGGAAACGGGAUAUUGGGGGGGUGUCACCAGCCCCUACUACUGAACCCAGUGCCCCUCCAGGGCCUCCCUCGAAGCCCGUUGUCACUCACGUCACCAGCAACAGCAUCACACUGAGCUGGAAGCCCAGCCCUGAGGCUGGGACCUCCGCCACCUCCUAUGUGAUCGAGGCCUUCAGCCAAGCCUUGGGCGACACGUGGCUGACAGUAGCGGAUGACGUGCAGCUGGAAACACAUACGGUCACCGGGCUGCAGCCCAACAAUAUCUACCUAUUUCUGGUGCGCGCCUUGAGCACCUGGGGCCUCAGUGAGCCCAGCCCCAUCUCCGAGCCUGUCCACACUGAGGACAGCAGCCCCUCGCGGCCAGUGGAGAACCCGUGGAGGGGCCAGCAGGAAUUGGCAGAUGUGGUCAUUCACAUCCAGGAGCCCGUCACCCUCGGACCCCGGACCCUUCAGGUGUCCUGGACUGUAGAUGGCCCUGUCGAGCUGGUGCAAGGUUUCCGGGUAUCCUGGAGGGUGGCAGAUCCUGACGGGGGAAGGUGGACUGUGCUGGACCUCCUGGCCCCGAGCCAUCAAACUACUGUGCUGAGAGGACUCCCCCCAGGAGCCCUGGUUCAGAUCAAGGUGCAAGUCCAAGGCCAGGACGGUGGGCUAGGGCCGGAGAGCCCGAUGGUGACCAGGAGUGUUCUGGAGGAGGCCCCCAGUGGUCCCCCCCAGCGCGUGACAGUGACCUUGGGGGGUGAAGGCAACAGCAAUAUCACUUUGUCCUGGGAACCCCCACUUCCCUCCCAGCAAAAUGGGGUCAUCAAGGAAUACCAGAUCUGGUGCUUGGGCAACGAGAGCCGCUUCCACCUCAACCUGUCUGCGGCGGGCGGGGCGCGCUCGGCGGUGCUCCGGGGGCUGCGGCCCGGGGUGCUCUACAGGGCCUUGGUGGCGGCGGCCACGGGCGCGGGCGCAGGGGUGCCCAGCGCCCCGGUGCUGGUACAGCUGCCGUCCCUGCCCGAGCAGGAGCCCGGGCUGGAGGCGGGUCCGGGGCUCGGGGCGCGGCUGGCCCGAGUGCUGCGGGAACCCGCCUUCCUGGCCGGCAGUGGCGCCGCCUGCGGGGCGCUGCUCCUCGGGCUGUGCGGCGCCCUCUACUGGCGCCGGCGGCAACGCAAGGAGCUCAGCCACUACACUGCCUCCUUCGCCUACACACCUGCAGUGUCUUUCCCACACUCAGAGGGCCUCUCAGGAGCCAGUUCCAGGCCACCCGUGGGUCUUAGCUCGGCUCCCUACCCGUGGUUGGCCGACUCGUGGCCCCACCCGUCCCGAAGCCCCUCUGCUCAGGAGCCACGGGGCAGCUGCUGCCCAAGCAACCCGGACCCUGACGACAGAUAUUACAAUGAAGCCGGCAUCUCCCUCUACCUGGCUCAGACAGCCCGGGGUGCCCCUGCCCCCUCUGAGGGUCCUGUCUACAGCACCAUUGACCCAGCUGGGGAAGAGCUUCAGACCUUCCAUGGGGGGUUCCCUCAGCACCCCUCGGGGGACCCUGGCACCUGGAGCCAGUAUGCGCCUCCAGAAUGGAGCCAGGAGGACUGUGGAGCCUGGGGAGGCAAGCUCAAGCUCCUGGGCAAAACCAUGCAGUCCCCAGCACUUGGCUGGCCAGAGGCCUUACCACCACCUCCCCCAUCCUGCGAACUGAGCUGCCUGGAGGGGCCUGAGGACGAGCUGGAGGCCAGCUCUGAGCCAGAAGAGUGGGGCCCACCCAUGCUGGAGAGGAGACACCCAGCAGAGCCUGGCUCCAGCAGGGUGUGCUUGAUCCCUCUGGCCCGAGCAAAAACCCCCUCUCCCACACCUUCCUAUGGACAGCAGUCCACGGCCACUCUCACCCCCUCACCUCCUGAUCCUCCCCAGCUCCCCACCGACAUGCCCCAUCUGCACCAGACACCCAGGAGGGGCCCCCCAGAGCCAGGCACCCCUCUCAGUGUGCCCCAGCUCACACCUGGUAACCACGAGGGGAGGCCUGCUGCCCCAGGUGCAGGCCCUCCAGCCUCCCAUCACCCCAGCCCCAAUCCUGUUCCUAGUGCAGCCAGCAGCACCCCCGGGAGGACACGCCAGGCACCUGGGGAGAUGACUCCCCCACUUCAGGGGCCCCGUGCCCGAGUCAGGAAGAAGCCCAAGGCUGCUCCCCACAGGCGGGAGCACAGUCCCGGGGACCUGCCACCGCCACCCUUGCCACCCCCAGAGGAAGAGGGGAGCUGGGCCUCAGGGCUGAGAGCUGCUGGGAGCAUGUCCUCCCUGGAGCAGGAGCGGGACCACAGUGGGGACAGAAGGCUGGCGCAGGUGCAGCGGGACAUCCACCCCGAUGAUGAGGCCUGGCCCCCCUACAGCCGGCCGAGCUUCCUGCCUCGAGGCCAGGGUGGUGGCACCUGUUCCACUGCUGGCAGCAACUCCUCUCGAGGCUCAGGCAGCUCCCGGGGCUCUCGGGGCCCUGGCCGGAGCCGCAGCCGCAGCCAGAGCCGAAGGCCAGGACAAAGCCGGCGAGAGGAGCCAAGAUGACACUUGACAAGUGUGUCAGGAGUUCUGUGGACGGAACAGUCCCUGGGCAACAGGGAGCCUAUUGGACAGCAGAGAGAAGCAGGGAGGUGUCUCUUCCCUCCUGGCAAUAAUGUGUGGGGCUCCCUGGAGAAUCACCCAGAGAGCCCGUUGUCUCUUUCCAUCAUUUUCUAAUGGAGACCUAUUUGUAAAAAAAUAUAUAUAUAUAUAUAUCAUAAUAAGUAAUUAAUUAAAAGAUAAUGAGUCUGA